AUGGCCGACACACUUUCAGACACCACUCAUAUCGAGAGUAGCGAUGCGACAGAGAAGCAGGCAACGUUGGUUCAUGAUGCUGGUUUUAAGAUCAAAGACUCACCUCAGCCGGACGAGGCUCAACAGCAUGGCAGAACUGAUUCUUCUAUAAAGGAAGACGAGGCGAGUGAAUCGACUCGACUGAGUGCGAACAGCGUACCUGAUGCAGACACUGUUGAAGAGUUUAACAAGGAAUUUGCCUCUGGUUUCAACCAACCGGAAAGCAAAUCAGUUAACCUGGCGGGAAAUCAACUUGAUCACGAUGCCGAGAAAGAAUCUGCAGUUAUAAACCUAACCGCUUCUAGUCAUGAAGGCACGCAGAAUGAUACAGGUUUGACUGAAAGUAUUAAGCCAACUGCAGCUUCUGCAAAUGUCGGUAAUGACCAACAUGAUGGCAUGUCCCGUGAUGUAACACGUGGCUCAGAAAACCCUAUGAAGUCAAACUUGCUGUUCCGCAGCGGUCUCGAUUCGAAAGAUGAGAUAUACGAAUCGCAAAAUGAGCCCGAACAUACAUCGUUGUCCAGUUCGGUAUUAUCCCGCGAUAAUAAAUUAGACCAACGUGAUGAUGGUCAUAAUUUUAUUUCGAAAAGUUGCCCAAGCAUGAGGGCGGAGAACGAAAAAAGCAAGUCGUUGCAGAUGCCUGCUCAUGACCAUGAAAUUUGCCCGGAUCAGUCGGGAUUGUCACAGAAUUCAGGUGCAACUGAUGGGACGAUUUUGUUGGGAUCCAGGGAGCCUGCGUCAGACUUGGGCAUUACCCAAGAUGCGGCUAAGACACCAGUAACCACAAACGACGACGCGUGUCCCGAAAGCGAUACAGACGUUUUGCAAGUCGUCAACAAGCCGGUGAAAGAAAAUGUCUUGUCAACAUCAGCGGAUUCGGAGUGUCCUGCGCCCAUAGCAGCAAACCAUGAGGCGACAAAACACACCAUGAGACAAGAUUCAGAUGACAAGAUAAUGCUACCAAAGCCUCGAGAUGAUGAUUCAUUCUAUAACAAAGAUCGAACUGUGGUUAUGGUCAAACACAUGUACGAGGACCAAGAACUACGUAAUCCUCCAGCUUCAUCCUCGCAGGUAUCGAGCUUGGAGGUCCAACAUGGUAAAGCUGACAGCCCUGGAGAUGACAGUGUGUAUGAUGGACCAUUACGACGUAUACCUGAAAAUUUAGACGACACGCAUCAUUCUGCUCUGGUACCUCAACAUGAUGAAAUGUUAGAUGCAAACUCCAUGACACCUGAUCAGCCUUUGGGGGAGUCGACAACCGGAACAGAGUCAAUGUUACAGGAUGAGCCAAGCAAGGAGUUUGAUCUGGGCGUGACACAAUCGGUGCAAGAUACUUUGGACCAGCAAGCAAAAACGCCUGGUGACAGUCUAAUGGCAUCCGUGGAAGCGAUGACCUCUACGCAAUCUAGUAUAGCUUCGCCGUCUCAAAAGACAUCUCUUGCUGAGCGGCUGCAACGCGCAACUAAGACCCCACCUGCAAUACCCCCUGCAAAAAGGGGCACGGAUACGCCGAUGGAGCCAGAUGCCAAGCUCGAUAUCUGGGCGAAUAAAUCAGUGCAGGACCCUGUAUCUAUACAGGGCGCGUCUACUGAAACGGCAAUAUCACAAGAGACUGCAGAAACAUCUGAAUGUGACGGUGAUGUUACCACACGGAUUCAUCCAGAGCUUGAUAGUGCUGGGGGAAUGGAUCGGUCACUUGAUUAUUUGCCACAAGAUCGUCCUGAGCAUCACACUGCUGCCUCUGAUCAUGCUUCAUUAGAAGACACAGCAGAGAGUCUCGGAGCGACCAGUAAUUCUAGUUCGAGCGACGACGAAACGGAUAGCAAUAUCCCGGACCUGUGGGUUACGUCUAAGCUAACGGCGGAAAAUCCACAUGAGAUAUCUUUGGAUCAGUCUCGAGGAAUCAACGAUGCGAGACGACCGAGGACGGAGCAUCCAUUCAAGGAGCAAUCGGCAGCUCCAGUAGAACGAACACCGGAGUUAGCCUUGCAAAGGCAAAUGGAAAAUGUAACUCUCGCUUCGUCACCACAAGCACAGGCGGCCACCCCUAGGGAUGAUUCACGAACUGACAUCCCUGCAGGUGAUAUACGGUGUGUAGCAUCGAAACCCGCAGUGCAUGUCUCGGCAACGGUUACAGGGCGUGAUCUACCGACACCACCGCCACUGAUCCGGCCCCAGCGGCAUACGAAUCCAAGAUCCCGUAUACCCCCUCCGGCAGAGUCAACAUCUAAUGACGCACAAGUACCUGCAGCCAAACCACCGUCCUUACCACCACGCCGUGUGCGCCGGGAUCUGAAAGAAACACGCGCCGUGAGCGAGAUGCCUCCGCAGGCAUUACUGGCGCCGACCCAGCCACCUUCAUUACCUCAUCGCAUGCGAUCCGAUGCAGCGGCCGGUGAGAAUGCGCGUCGUAUUGUGUCAGAGACGCCGGGAUUUGGUGCAGCAAGGUCGGAGGACAUAUCGUCGACUAAGUCGCCUCGCGCCCGUCGAACACUUAGUGAUAUCAUGCGGGAAGCUGAUCAGAUUUUGCAAGAGUGGAAAUAG
Molecule: messenger RNA, 2583 nt
Organism: Malassezia globosa CBS 7966
Lineage: Eukaryota; Fungi; Basidiomycota; Malasseziomycetes; Malasseziales; Malasseziaceae
Exons: 1
Coding region: 1-2583 (860 amino acids)
Source: RefSeq, a predicted model, not a curated record